Molecule: messenger RNA, 7584 nt
Organism: Gekko japonicus
Lineage: Eukaryota; Metazoa; Chordata; Lepidosauria; Squamata; Gekkonidae
Product: telomerase protein component 1-like
Biological process (GO): telomere maintenance via recombination
Cellular component (GO): telomerase holoenzyme complex
Molecular function (GO): telomerase RNA binding; telomerase activity; protein binding
Source: RefSeq, a predicted model, not a curated record
AUGGCUAAGCAGAUGCUGAUGUUGUUGAACCUGGUUUGCUGUUCGUUGGUAGAAGGUUCCACAUUUGGGAGCUCUGCAGGACAGAUGCAAGAGGCUCUGAAGAGUGUGUGAGAAGCUAUAAGAGUGUGUGAGAAGCUAGCAGAGUGUGAACCUGAAUUCAUCCUCAAGGCUGCCUUGUAUGCUCGCCAGGAACUUAACAUCCGCAGCACAGCUAACUUUCUCCUGGCCCUGUCUUCCCGCCUCCUGCCCUGCCGUCCACACCUGCGCCGCUAUUUCAGCCACACCGUGCAGCUGCCCUCCGACUGGAUGGAGGUGGCUCGGCUAUACCAGAGCCUAGCAAAGACCGAUACUCUGGCCCCUUUGCCUUCCUGCCUCCGUGCUGCAAUGGCUGACAAAUUCCGGCAGUUUGAUGCAUACCAGUUGGCCAAAUACAACACCCAGAAGAGCCGUGGGAAAAAACGUCAUCGGCCAAAGACCAAGAAGAAGAAACAGGGAUCGCUACGCCAGAAUGACUGGAGAAAGCACGUGUUGGGUCGCAACAGGAACUUUGUGCAGAAGGUGACAGCUCUGGAAAAAAAGCAUCAGAAAGUCUUGGAGUCAGCCAAGGAACAUGUGGCAACCCCCGGGAAUCUUUUCUCUCUCAAGGCUUUGAUCCGGCGCCUUCAUAUUUCUGAGCCGGCCCAGGAUGUGAUGAGUCUCCUGGGACGCAAGUACCCUUCAGACUUGCACACCUUCUCCCGAAGUCGCCUUCCGGGACCCUGGGACUCGGCACUGGCCGGCACCCGCAUGAGACUUCCGAGACCACGCACUUGGGAGCGGGAGCUGAGCCAGCGGGGGAACACUGCUCAAGCCUGGGAAGAGCUGAUCGAUGCAGGGAAGCUGCCUUUCAUGGCCAUGCUGCGUAACCUUCGCAGCGUCCUGCGGGUCGGAGUGAGCGAAAGGCACCACCGACGCCUGCUGAGUCGUCUGGAGAACAAGGAGUCCGUGAUCCGCAGCAGGCAGCUCCCGUUCCGAUUCCUCGCUGCCUACAAGGUCAUCCAGCAGCUGGAGAAAGAGCUUGAACCCAAAGAGAAACCCUUGCCUUCCAAUGGAGAGAUCGUUAAAAAGAUCCUGAUGGAGGCUGGAGUGUUGAUCCCAGGAGUGACGAACAACUGUUGGACCCGUAAGGGUUUACGCCGCUGCAUGGAAAUCCCGGUUAUCUUCCAGCUGGUGAAGUGCGAGAAGAGGAAACUGCUGAAGUCCAGAAAACGGAAUUACAGCCAUGCCACCCUGCAGCGGUAUCGUCAGGCACUGGAAACAGCCGUUGGCUUUGCCGUGCGGCACAACGUGCCCCCCAUCCCUGGCCACACCCUCAUCCUGAUCUCCUGCCGCGAAGACAUGAAGAAACCUUACAUGCGGGCCCGGGGUCUCUGCUGCCCGACUGCUGAGCAGAAGGACAAAAACAAACCCAUGACGAAACUGGACGUGGCCUUUUUGCUGGGCUCCAUGGUGUACUCUGCCUCUGAGCAGGCCCAGCUCCUCCUCUAUGAUCAGGGAACCGUCAGGGGUCCUGUCGCCAUGACGGGAGCCGUGCUGAAGGAUGUGCAUCACCUGCAAACUCAGGAGAUUCAGUACAGCCCCGAUGGAUGUAUUUGUGUCGGUGAUAUCAUCAGGGACCUCACUUCUCGACGCCAGCAAGUGGACAGGAUUCUCUUGCUGAGCCAACAUGGCGAGUUCCUAACCAAUGACAAAUGCCUCUGGCUCUAUCGCCGUCAUGUGGCACCCCACUUCCUCUUAAUCAACGUCUGCUCCGGCAUCCCAGACCUAAAGUGUUUUGAAUCUAGUGUGGAGGUAGUGACGGGUGGAUUCAACGAGCAGGUCCUCAGCCCGCUUAGGAGUUCUGAUUUUGCCAUGCAGGUAGUGAUGGGUGGAUUCAACGAGCAGGUCCUCAGGUUCAUGGCUGAAUGUGGCAGUUCCCGGUUCCUUGAGCACGUUGGGAAGAUUGACGAGAUCCAUGGCCUACUGGAGCCACGGAGGGCAGUGAUGGCAAAACCGGAAGCAGGAGGUGAACCCUUGAUAUCCGCUCCCAAAAGCAGGUGGCGCUCGGUAAAAGUGUUUGUCUCUUCCACCUUCCGGGACAUGCACGGGGAACGCGACCUGCUUAUCCGCUCCGUCUUCCCUGAAUUACGAGCCCGUGCAGCCCAAUUCUGCCUGACAAUAGAGGACAUUGACCUGCGCUGGGGGAUCACUGAACAGGAGGCCCAGAGAAACAAGCAGCUGGAACUCUGCUUGUCAGAAGUUGCACGAAGCCACCUGUUCAUUGGGAUCCUUGGUGAGCGGUACGGCCACAUCCCUAGAGAGUAUUCAUUACCGGAUGAGCCUCAUUAUGAGUGGCUGAAGUCAUACCCGGCAGGCCGCUCCAUCACAGAGCUGGAGGCUGUUCAGUUCCUGAACGGUUACAAGGAUCCAUCAGCCAAGUCCAGGGCCUUCUUCUAUCUCCGAGAACCAGACUUCCUUGGGUCGGUACCUGAAGCGUGGAGGGCAGACUUUGCAGCUGAGUCAGAAGAGGCUAAGGACCGGAUGGUGGAUCUGAAGGAGCGUCUUGAAAAGCACGAGGCUCUGGCCUCGGUUGGCAGGUACGCAUGUCAGUGGGGUGGAGUAGCCCAGGGCCGGCCCUAUGUCAAAGGUCUUGAGGAAUUUGGUGCCAAAAUCUUGCGGGAUUUGUGGGAAAGCCUCUUUCACCAUUUUAUACAGGGAGACGGUUCCAAGGUCAACGGUGAGUCGGAGGAGCCAGAAGAAAGUAUCUUGCAGGAGUCUUUCCAAGAGUUGCAGCAGAAGAGAUUCUGUGCCCGGGCAAAGCUUCUCCGUGCCACAGCUGCCCAGCUGUGCGGAGGCAGCAUCUGUGUUGUGAGCAGCGAAUGCGGGCAAGGGAAGACCGUCUUCUUGGCAGCCCUGGCCCAGGAGCUCCGAGCAAAGGCCCCGCGCCACGGAGACCCCGCUCCCGCUUACCACGUUGUGGCUCACUUCACGCGGGCCCGGCCCGAUCAGGCCAACGUCCAGGUCGUGUUAGGACGGCUUUGUGCCCUGCUGAGGAAGCUGGUGAAGCAGCCGCCGACGGCUGGUGUUUCUUGCAGGGGGCUGGUGGUCCAGUUCAACUCCCUCCUCCAUUCUGUGGGCCAGUCGCUGAAGCAUCGGCAGACUCUGGCGGUUCUGAUCGACGGUGCUGACCUCAUCCAUGCAGCCGGUGGGCAGCCCGUCUCUGACUGGCUGCCUGAACAGCUGCCCCAGCGAGUCAGCCUCAUCCUCAGCGUCUCGGAGGAAUCGUCCCUCCUCAGGUCCCUCAAGCGACGGAAGGAGGUGACUGUCGUUUCCCUGGGGCCUCUGGACUCCCCUGAUCGGGCGGUCAUGGUCCGUAAGGAUCUGGCACUGUAUGGCAAGAAGCUGGAAGAGUCCGCCUUCAACAACCAGAUGCGCCUCAUACUCCUCAAACGUGGCUCCCGGCAGCCUUUGUACCUGAUGCUGCUGACGCAAGACCUGCGGCUCUUUGCUCUGUAUGAGAAGCUCUCGGAGAGGAUCCAGAAACUGCCUGUCUCUCUCCCUCUGCUGCUGCAGCACCUGCUGGGGUGCCUGGAGCAGGACCAUGGGGCGGAGCUGGUCGCCGUAGCCUUGGUGUCUCUCUGGGCCAGCAGGGAUGGACUAACCGAGCGAGAUCUCUAUGGCAUCCUGGCUACAUGGAAAGAGCUGGAUGGAGCCGACAUAGGCCUGGGAGAAGCCAUUCAUGCCGGGAGACAUGCUGGAGGCUACCCCAUGGCGCCCUUCUUCGACUUCCUCCGGAGCCUGAGGGGCCUCCUCAGGGCAUGUGGUUCUCCAGCGGAACCCCCCGGCUCCCGGCUCCAUCUCUGUGACACCCCUUUGAAGACGGCGGUGGAAAGGCGCUACCUGAAAAAGCCAGGCUUGGACCGCACAGCUCAUGUGCUUUUGGCAGCCCACUGGUGGAAACUCUCCGACCCCGAUGGUUCCAGGAGCUUUCGGAACUGUGAGGCAGAAUCCUUGACAGCGCUUCCUUACCACCUGGUCCAAAGUGGCUGUCUCGACAUUCUGGCUUCUCUCCUGACUGACCUGAGAGUCCUGAGCGCUCAUGUCCGGCUGGGCCUCCUCCCCUUCCUCUCAGAAGCCUAUGCGCUCUAUGAGGGUGCCGUUGGCUCGGAACACGAUGAGACCGUGGACGCUUUCCGUGCCUUCUUGCAAAGGAAUAUUGACCUGAUUUCCCAGAAUCCUUGGCUGCUUCUGCAACAGGCUGCGAAUGAACCAGACUCCUCCGCUCUCUGUUCGCAAGCCCAGGCUGAGCUGUGCGGAAAUGGAAGGCAUUUCCUGAAGUGGAUUAACAAACCUCAGGAAGCCCAAGAAAAUGUGAGCCUCGUUCUGCCUCUACCAGCCACACCAUCCAGUGCCUCAGUUUCCCCCUCUGGAAGCCUGGCUGCUGUGGGCACUGUUGAGGGAACCCUCCACUUCUUCGAUAUGAAGACUGAGCAGGAACUGAAAUCCUUGCUGAGCAACUGUGAUGGAAUCUCUGCCUGCGUGUUCCUGUCAGAGACGUCGGUCUGCCUCGGUACCUUCGAUGGACGGUUGGAGCUCUGGAGCGUGAGGGAAGGAUGCAGGCUCAUGGGCAUGGAGGCUCACAAGGCCCAGAUUACAGACUGCUGCACCAAUCCUGACCUCCGACUGUUGGCUACUGUCUCCCUGGAUGGCUACAUUAAGCUCUGGGAGUCGGCCCGGGGUCACAUGAUACGUGAGCGAGACUGCUCACAUCCCUUGAACUGUGCGGCCUUCCACCCUGUGGGUCAGCUGGUGGCCGCAGGAGGGUGGAAUAGGACUGUCACCAUUCUGGACGUGAAUGAUAUGAGCGUGGUUUCGGAGUUAAAAGGCCACGACGCGUCCAUCUGUUGCAUUUCCUUCUCCUCUGCUGGCAACGUUUUGGCAGCCGGGUCUCUGGCUGGAACCGUCUGUCUCUGGUCGUGGCGGGAAGCUGUCGCCUUGUGCACUUUCACGGCUCACUCUGGCUGUGUCGCCACCGCUCAGUUCCUCCCAGGGGGGAAGCUCAUCACUGCAGGAGAAGACAGCAAGGUCCAGCUUUGGACUGGCCACUUGGGACAGCUCUGGAGCACCUUACAGUCCUCGGCCCUUUCCGCUGCUCUGUGCACAGCCCCCAGUCCGGACGGCAGCCGGCUCGCUGUCGGGUACCACUCUGAUGACGUCUGGGUCCAUCACCAGCCGUGGCGACCUGGCGUCGGCCCAACACACUGCAGAGCGAGCGGGGUGGCUGUCUGCAGCCUGGCUUGGUUGGACAACCUCUUCCUGGUUGGGGGCAGCAACAACGGCUCCCUGUGCAUCUGGAACACCUCAGACCUCCCUCCCUCGUGCCUUCGUACGCUUCAGGGUCACGACGGAGCUGUGACAGGCCUUGCGGUCUCCAAGAACUUGAUGGCAUCGACUUCAGAGGAUUUCACCAUCCGUCUGUGGCUCACAGAGACCCUGAGACCCGGCCUGGCCACGGACACCAGCGUCUCCCCACUCGCUACCCUUCAGGGUCACACUGCUGGAGUUACCUGCUGUGCUUUCAGUCCUGACGGGUGCUACCUUGCCACUGGAGGCAAAGACCGGGCCUUGUUUCUCUGGGACGUGAGGGACCCCUCCCGGAAGACCCCCUUCCUCUGGCGCUCCCUGCCUUUCUGCCACCAAGACUGGAUCUCCACCUGUGCCUGGGCAGGCCCCAUGUUGCUGUCUGGUUCCAACGACUGCACCGUUUGCCUCUGGGAUCCCCAGACUGGCAAACGCCUCCGGGUGUUCCUGGGUCACCAGAGCCCCGUCUGCGGGGUUACAAGUGAGAACGAUCAUGUGAUCUCCGUGGAUAGGGAAGGGAUGCUGGUGGCGUGGGACCUCCGGGGAGUGGAGAAAACUCGGUUCCUGGCUCAUCCGGGUCGAGCCAACCACUGUGCCGGCUUCAGGGAUCCAACAGGGGAAAAAGCAUUCAUCUUGGCUGCUGCCGGCUCUGAUGGGACCGUGAACCUUUGGAAGCCCCUGACGAUGGAGCAACCCCAAGUCCUUUUUGGGCACUCGGCUGCUGUUUGCGGUGCUGCUGCUGUUUCUCCCACGUCUUCCUCUUUCCUGACGAUAGCUAAAGACAAAACAGCCCGGCUGUGGGCCCUUCAGAAGAGAGAUGGUGGCGUCAAAGUCCUCCCGCAGCCUUGUGGGGUCAUCACAGCCGUGGCCUGGUCCCCAACGGGGGAGUUUGCUGUGUCCGGUGGGGAACGGGGAGAGCUGACGCUGUGGCAGGAAGGCAAGGUGGUGGCAACAGCAAAGGUUGGCUCUUGCUGCAUCACCGCCUUGGCCUUCACCUCCUCCCACACGGUCCUUGUAGCCGCCGGUGGAAUCAGCCUCUGGAACAUAAACCCCAGUGGAUGCGGAGACGGGACAGUUGGUUUGGCGCACAGGCAGCUUCUCCAGUCGGCAGCGAAGCCUUCGGUGCUCUGCGCUUGGACGCCCCAUCCGGGUGGAUCUGUAGUCCUAGGUCUGGCCGACGGAGCCUUUUUGCUGCUCGACCCCAAAGCCAAGGAUUUCUGGAACAGCAAGAGCAGAGAGGAGUUGUGGGAGUUUGGUGACGAGGAGUACUUUGACGUCUCUGCAUCCGAGGAGGGCAUCCUUCGUCUCUGGUUCUCCACGGAUACACUUAGCUUGUUCAAAAUGAAGAUUAUCGAGUCGGGGAAGAUGGCACACGAGUGGAAGACGGAGGUCAUACAGUGGGAACAAAAAAGGCCAUCGGUCUGGGUCACCGUGGCUCGGCUGGUCAAGGAUAAGUUCUUGUUCUUCGCGGACACUGAAGGAGCCCUGUGGACUCAGACCCGGCAGCAGCAGGAGGGAGCGGAGAACCCCGACUCCCAGUGGGUGCUUGACAGGCAGCAGAGGAGAAAGAUUCACAACAACAAAAUUACAGCUCUCCAUAUCCUUGGAGACAAGAUUGUAACAGCAUCCCAUGACCGGGAUGUGAAAAUCUGGGAGAGCAGCACAAUGAAGCUGCUGGGUCAGUUCCGAUGCCACGCCCCCAUCUCCCACCUUGAACCUUGUCCUCUGUUGGACCCACCUCUCUUCCUCAUGGGCGACACCCUGGGCAACAUCUACUUCCUGGAGUGGAGCAGCCUCAGCGGUUGAGAGGGAGGAAGAGACGCUCCAGCUUUAUCUGCCUCGCAUGAGCUACAAUUCCGGCUGACGACUGCAUUCCGGAGCCAGCCAUUCCGUGCUUCCAAGUUGGAAGGGUGAACGUAAAACACAUUCAAGUCCUGCAUCUUGGUUGAUUUGGUGGUGCGUUUUGUGUUGGGGCCAAACAGCUCGAGAACAAAGAUGAGAUGAAUAAAGUUAAUAUGCUGAAAGCAGCAGUGGUGGAAAUGUUUGGUCUCCGACUGCUGCAGUUCUUAGUGUCGGGUUUGUGCCUCGUUGUUCUCCUGCCUGUGGCCUGCCUUGGUUUAGCUUGUGUGGAGAGUAGAAUGGCACUGUAGGAAACUGAUGUGCUAGUGACCGAUUAUAUGAAUGGGGUUGCCUUGCAGUCAAAAU